Messenger RNA from Leptidea sinapis, 2709 nucleotides. RefSeq names its product DCN1-like protein 3 (gene SCCRO3). The record is from RefSeq and is a predicted model, not a curated record. Gene Ontology annotation, biological process: protein neddylation; positive regulation of ubiquitin-protein transferase activity. Gene Ontology annotation, cellular component: ubiquitin ligase complex. The transcript has 3 exons. NCBI's taxonomy places the organism in Eukaryota, Metazoa, Arthropoda, Insecta, Lepidoptera, Pieridae. The coding region runs from base 391 to 1356 and encodes 321 amino acids. Gene Ontology annotation, molecular function: cullin family protein binding; ubiquitin-like protein binding; ubiquitin conjugating enzyme binding.
UUUGUAAAAUAGGAAAAAAAAAAAGUUGCAAAAACCCAGCUGAGUUUAAUAAUUUUUAGAUUUUUUUCAGUGUAAUAAAUUAUAUUAUAGACAACAAAUAAAAAUUAUUCGGAUGUUCAAAACAAUGAUUAACAAAUGUAGAAAUAACUUGAACAUUCUACAGCAAUAAUAUGUGUGACUUUUUCGAAGCUUGUUUGUUUUCUCAUUCUGUAUGACCUCAAACAUUAAAAUACUAUGAAGAAGGUGGUUGUUAAUGACGAAUUAAUUCCAACUUUCGAUAAACGCAAUUUUCUUACAUUAUGUUGUAUAGUUAUAAACAAAUAAUAAAGUUGAGCGAAUUAAUGUUAAAAAGUUUUGUGUUUUGUACCAUAUUACACUACAUUUUGUCAAAUGGGCCAUUGUCUUAGCUGUUUCAAUAAUCAGAAUAAUGCUGAUAUAACAUCUCCUGCUAGAAUAAAGGAUGAUACAACAGAAAUAGUCCCAACAAAUGAAGUUUCAACAGCAAUGAUAUCACAUUAUCCACAAGAAAUACCACUUUUGCAUAAUAAUGAUUAUGGCACAAACAUAAAUAAUAGUAAUGCUCAAAAUGCAAACAUGGUAUGCACAAAUACAGAGAUAACAAACAUACAAAAAUCACAUGGCAGCAAUGAAAAGCCAAAAAUGUUCUAUCAAAAACUAUCAUCUAUACCUAUAUCAAUGUCAUCAUUGGGUUCAAAUGAGUCUAGAAUUUCAGAUAGUAAAAUUAAUCAAUUAUUUGAUCAUUACAAAGACUCAUUCGAGGAUGCCAUACUUACUGAGGGUAUAGAGAAUCUUUGUAAUGAUUUGCAGUUGAAUCCAGAUGACUUCAAAGUAUUAGUACUUGCUUGGAAGCUAAACGCAAGCCAAAUGUGUCGAUUCACAAGAGCUGAAUUCAUUCAGGGCUUGAAAAAUAUGAAAACUGAUUCUAUGAAGGGUAUACAACAGAAAUUGAUUGAUAUAACAAAUGAACUUAACAAGGAUUCAGAACAAUUCAAAGACUUGUACAGAUAUACAUUUAAGUUUGGCCUUGAAGUUAGUACAGGACAAAGGAUACUCCCAGCUGAUAUAGCUAUUUUAUUGUGGCGACUUGUCUUCACAAAUAAUGAGCCCUCAAUCCUAGAAAGGUGGUUAAAUUAUUUAGAGAGCAACCCACACAUAAGAGGCAUCCCUAAAGAUACUUGGUACAUGUUUUUAAACUUUUGUGAAUAUAUAGGAGACGAUCUCAGCAGCUAUGAUGAUACAGAGGCUUGGCCGAGUCUAUUUGAUGAUUUUGUUGAGUAUGAAAAUGAUCAAUUGAAUCAAAAUAUAUCUAAAAGUAAUUUAAUAAUUCAGGACUGAAUUUCUUUAACAUUUGCCAAAUUAUAGGUGUUGUAAGUACUUAAGUAUUAAGACUGAUUUGUUUGUUUUUGAUCAGAUUGUAAACAAUGUGUUAUUGUGGUUGGCCAAUUGUGUGGUUCAGAGAUUUGAGUAGAACUAUGUAAAUAUUGUAUUGUGAUGAAUUUAGCGAGUCUAUGCUAUGAAUUGAAUUUGUAUAAAAUAAAUAAUGACAUUCCAUCUGUGGAAUUAGUCCAGAUUUGUACAGUCAUUAGUAAUUUGCUUAAUAAUAAAAUAUACUUACAAGUAUUUGUUAAAAUUGUGUUCAGGGUGAGUCAAUGUAGAUGAUAAAAGGUUGUAGUAGGGGUAUUAACUGAUUUGACAAAUGAUUGCUUUAUCUAAUAUUUACUUGUUUGAAGUUAUUUUUAUGCAAUGCAAAUGCAAAUAAGGUGGAGUCCGGACAUGGGAAAAUUUAACAAGGUCCAAAAAUAAAACAACUGAUAAUAAUUAAGUGCUAGUUAAAAUUAAUGUUAGAAACUGCACUGAUGGUCUUGAGCCAGUUUUUGAUACUUUGGGUCACAAGGAGAACAGCAAAUUUAAAGAUAUGUAAUGGUCCCAGGUUUGACAACCGACCUAUCACAGUCCAUUAUGGAUUGUUGUCCGCCUUUUGCCAACUUUUAGGUUAAUCCAAAUGUUGUUAAAUUCUAAAUUUCAUGUUCAACAUGGCCUCUGUAUCAUAUGAUAUUCACACCCUCUUUAAAGUCCCAAUUGUCAAUAGUAAUCUUUUCAUAAGCCACAUCAUUUAUUUUUUACUUCAAAACAUAUGUAUGUUUUUUGAUUAGGUCAAAAGAAACAUAAAUAGGUUGAGCUCAUUGUACUGGCUUUUCAUACACAAAUAUUAUAUAACUUGUUAUGACUAGAUCUGGUCAUGAUAUCGGUCCACCUUUGCUAAACACUAAAAUUUCUUUAUGUAAUUCUUAUAUGAAUGCAUCUAUUUUCUGCUAAUAAUAAUGAUCAAAUAAACAGUUAAAAAAGUACAUCAAGUGGACAGAACUCAACUUAGACGAUUGCAAAAAAAAAUGUAUUUUUAAAUUAAAGAGUUGAUUACCUUGAACAGGGUUAGUUUUAGAUAAAGCACAUGUUUGUCAAAUAUACAUAUAUACUGCUUUAGGUCUAAGUUGACUGCCCUGUAUGUUACAUUAUAUCUGAUAUCAAAUUUAUAUAUAGCUAAACUUUAAUAUAUCAUGGAUUGUUUACUAUAGGAACAUACCUAUUAAUGCAUAAUAAAUAAAUCUUAUUUUUAAUUAUUAUGAUAACCAAUGUACAUAAAUUUAUUUAUUAAAAAUCUAUCAUAAUUAAUUAGAGUUCUUAAUAUUA